Molecule: messenger RNA, 2489 nt
Organism: Hypanus sabinus (Atlantic stingray)
Lineage: Eukaryota; Metazoa; Chordata; Chondrichthyes; Myliobatiformes; Dasyatidae
Gene: spata17
Product: spermatogenesis associated 17
Exons: 10
Coding region: 40-1146 (368 amino acids)
Biological process (GO): mitotic cell cycle; establishment of meiotic spindle localization; spindle organization
Cellular component (GO): spindle pole
Molecular function (GO): protein binding
Source: RefSeq, a predicted model, not a curated record
CCUAAGUCUGCCACGAUGUAGGAGACUCCUCUGGUCUCCAUGGAAACGCAAUACAACUACAAGGGGAAGAUGGCAACUUUGGACAGGCUGCAGGAACUUCUGGUGGGGCUGGAGAACGAGUAUUUUGGUAGGAAUUGGAUUGCAGAAGAAAACCGACUGAGAGAACAUUGUGCUGCUGUGAAAAUCCAGAGCUGUUUUAGGGGGUUUAAGGUUCGAGCACGUAUCAGAUACUUGCAGAAAAAGGCGAUCAUCAUUCAGAAAACAUGGCGAGGAUUUCAAAGCCGGGUAUAUUUCAGAUUCAUGGUGCAGAGAGCAUAUUUUAUUAUGAAGAUGAAUUUCUACAAUGAAAUGGCUGUCAGGAUCCAGAAAAGAUGGCAUGGAUAUUAUGUUCGAAAAUAUAUCCAUAAUUUCUAUGAAAUGAAGAAGUAUUUCAUUGGCCUCAGCAUUAAAAAUCUGACUAUAAGAAAAAAACUGGAAGAAUACGAGCAGACAAAGAAGAAGGAACGGGAAAGGAAAGCUACAGAGGAGGAAGAGAGAAGAAAGUGUUACGAAGCCCGAAAGAUACAUUACCUCCUCAGCACUGAGCAGAUUCCAGGUAUUUACAACUCUCCAUACAGGCAGUACCCAAGUGAAAUGGAGUAUAUAUUACAACACACCAGACCGCGGAGUCACUUUAUAUCUCGCAAAAAGGAUGUCACCAAAGAUCUUGUAGAUCCAUCAAUAUCAGGUGUUCCAUGCAGCUUUCCUCCAUUACUACUACCAAUACUCAGAAAGAAACCACAGGGUCCCUUCCGCGAUACUGCUGAAGUAUUGCAACAGCGCUACAAGCCUUUGGAGCCAACCUUGCGGGUGGCAACAUCAAUCACAUCAGAGGAGGAGGCACGGAAGGAGAUGAAAAGAGAAGAAUGGAGAAAUCGUGUACAUGACAAUAUAUUCCUGCCCUUUAGCCGUACAAGUAAGUUUAAAACCUAUGAGCCACUCCUACACACAAGCAGCAAAUAUGGACCCAUUGCUUAUGGAACUAAGCACUUCAGAGCACCAGAAGACAAACCAUUCAUGAAUAAGCCAUUCAAAACUGUUUUCACAUCUGUCUACCUUUUUGAGAAGUUUCAAAAAACAUAUUCCAAAGCUGGAGAAGUGUUUUAAGAAAUAAGAGAAAGCACUUCCUGCUGUGAUGAGUUGAAGAAAUCCACUAGUUCUUGUGUGAUAAAUAAUAUCAAUGGAAAAAUGAAAAUAUUAGUGAUAGCAUACUAUAGAUUUUGCAGUAAAAGUUCCAACCUAUUAAAAAUAAACUGGCAAUGCAUUUCUGAUUGAAAUAAUACUAUUUUGUUAUAUGAUAUUUUUGAUAUGAGUGGGGCCUACGUGUUUUGUUAAAGAAGGUCACUACCUCCUAUUUUCCUUAGGAUAAUUAACAUUGUUGAGACCAUCUCUGUUCAUUGUAGUCAGUAUGAGAAAAAUUUUAAAUGCAAUUUGAUAUAAAGAUAUUUUUGAUUGUGACAGAAUUUGUCUGUCAAAAUUGCUACAUAUUCAGAAAGGCCACACAUUCAAAUAUUAUUUCCGGAGAAAUUGAAAGCAUUAGUGAGCACCUGGAAAUUUCUUAAUUACUUAAAAUGCAGACUUUAUUCAAACAUAAAUAUGUUUGCAUGUAUGAGAAUUAAAAUAGAUUUCAAAUGAUCAGCACAGAACAUAUUUGAACAAUCAAAAAUCAUAUUUUCCUCUUUAGUACAUGCAAAGGUAUAAUUGAUCACCAUUUACACAACUAGAAAAAUCUGAAAAUGUAGAAUGAAGUAAUCCACUUUGCAAAGAAAAUCAUCUCACUCAAAUAGUAGUUACAUUCUAAAAAAAGGUUUUAGAUAAGCACUUUGAUAUAAAUUGUUGCAGAAGUUAAGAAAAAUAUAAAAUGAUUUCUGAUUACUGUAGUACUGCCAAAGUAUUUUUCACGAUCACUAUAGAAACACUUAAGUGCAGAAGGACUUUUUAAAAAAAAAAGAUUUUACUAUUUCUUUCCAUCGUAUUAUUCACUCAAAUAAAGGACUUUCCAUGAGGAAUAAUGUUGAGCAUCUUAAGUCUUUAUCUAUAAAUUUUACAAAUUCAAACAGAAGUUUAUGUUAAAUAAAUAUCUGAAAUGCAAGAAAAAUACAUUUGACAGUAAAAGAGUACAGUGUGGUUGGAAGGGAGUAAGCGGGAGAAAAGAUUUUUGUGUAAGAAAUUUACUUAAAUUGUGCUAGGUCAAAAUAUCAUCAAGCUAACUCAAAAAGAUAAUUUAAACUUAUGAUUAUAACAAAAUAAGGAAGUGAUCUAUUUGGCUAACUUUUAGAUACUAGUCAAACAAUACAAAAUCUGAUCCACUUCAAUAAUUAUAUAGAGUCAUUCAAUCCACUCCCACAUUCACGUUUUAUACCACCACUAUUCUAUGGAUCAAAGUUCUGAAAAAUAGUAAAAUUUAUUAACAGAACAUUGGAUGUUUUAAAUAAAAUAUGUUGCUUUUA